Messenger RNA from Carassius auratus (goldfish), 5964 nucleotides. RefSeq names its product ubiquitin carboxyl-terminal hydrolase 10-like. Bases 265 to 2886 code for a protein of 873 amino acids. The record is from RefSeq and is a predicted model, not a curated record. Gene Ontology annotation, cellular component: nucleus; cytosol. Lineage: Eukaryota; Metazoa; Chordata; Actinopteri; Cypriniformes; Cyprinidae. The transcript is spliced from 15 exons. Gene Ontology annotation, biological process: DNA damage response, signal transduction by p53 class mediator; regulation of autophagy; protein deubiquitination. Gene Ontology annotation, molecular function: cysteine-type deubiquitinase activity.
CGCACGCACACGAUCUCGCAGGGCGCGCUCUCGAGUAGCACACACUGGCGCGAGAUAAAGAUGGCGGCGACGGUGGUGGAAACAGCGUGAUAUGCUGGAGUAGUAGCACUAAACCGGGGUAAAACCACUGUAUGACAGACCAUAGCGAAAUGGAAACCAUGUCACAGUAGGCGUUUACUGGUAACAUCAAUACCGAGUACUACAAACUCACCCCCCCCCCAGACAACAUUCAUCUUGUGUUUGUGGAGAAAUCUCACAGGGAGCAUGGCUUCGCAGAGCAGCCAGUACAUCUUUGGGGAGUUCAGUCCAGAUGAGUUCAAUCAGUUCUUUGUGUCUCCCCGCUCUUACGUUGAGCUUCCCCCCUUCAAUGAUAAAGUCUCCUGCGUCAGCCACUCCUCAGGAGGUUACUGCACUCCUGCUGUGCCUUACAUAACGGAAUCAUUGAGACGGCAGGUUUGCGGAGAGGACUACCAGCAUAUCGAGUUUGGCGUGGAUGAGGUAAUGAAUGCAGAGUCUGUGGCAGUGAAAGACUCGCUGUACAAAGUCUCCAGCACUCUUAAUCCUCAGGCCCCUGAGUUCAUCUUAGGCUGCCAACCAUCUCAGAAGGCCCUUCCCACAGCCGCACCAGUCGCUGAUAUCCCAGAUGAUGCUGACUUUAACUCCCUAUGCUGCAGCAACUCUGAGACUGAGACUUCAGUCCUGGGAGGCCAUCAGGCCUGCUCAGACAUGGAUGGGGUUUCGGGAGGCUUAGGACAACGAAAGAAAAAGAAAAAACGACCGCCAGGAUACUACAAUUAUCUGGAGGGUUCCAACAGCAACAGCACUGGAGUGGCCACAGAUGGAGUUGGGGUCUCAGGCCUGGUUAACGGACAUACUUCAAAUGCUCCACUCAUGGGUUCAGAGGACAUGGUAGGGGACGUGUUAUCUGGGGCUGAGCUCAUCCCCCCAAAUUCAGUAACAUCCAGCAUAUCCACACCCCAAACCGCCCCUCUUUCCCAUCAGAGGACUUGUGUAAGCCCUGACAAUUCGACAUUGGACUUGACUAGCGGAGCUGCCUCUUUUUCAGACAGAAACGGAGCAGCUUCUUCAUCUACUUCUUCUUCGUCCUCUCAGAGCAGCGGGGUGGCACAGAGUGCCAGGACUGCAGAGCAAAAUGCAGAACCCCCAGCUCUAGAGAGUCCAGUACUCCUGGGUAACGGAGGGCACAGCUCCUCUCCUCCAUCUCCUCUUCCCCCUGAUGCUGCUGUGGCCACCCUCACAACCACAACUCCUGCUACUACUGAUGAGAGGGAGGCCGAGGGCUCGGGGGAGGCUAACGGGCUGCCAGAGACUGCCUCAGCUGCCAAAACCACAGACGGACUGCAAGACCCGUCUGAAACGGGUGAGGUGCAGUCAGCUUCCUCUGUAAUCCCUCUUUCCUUAGACUCUGAAGUUCAGCCGCCAGUCUCGCCCAGUCCCACUGCAGCACCUGUGGCAAACCCCCCGAAAUCCUGGGCCAGCCUCUUCCACAACUCCAAGCCUCUGCCUGGAGGUCCUCAGGCUUACGUUGAGGUGAAGAGCGUGCCUGCUGUGGUCGCGUUCCCUCCAGCUGACUCCGAGUUGCCUGAAAAGGCCAAUGAGGUUCGCGAGGGCCCCGUCCCCGUGUCUGAAGACCCUAUGGCCCCGAAAUUGGCAGAAUUAAUCGAGAAUGUGAAGUUGAUCCACAAACCGGUGUCUUUGCAACCAAGAGGACUGAUAAACAAAGGAAACUGGUGCUAUAUCAAUGCUACCCUGCAGGCCCUGAUUGCAUGUCCCCCCAUGUAUCAUCUGAUGAAGUCUAUUCCCCUUUUCACUGAGACUCAGAGAACCUGCACAUCCACACCCAUGAUGGAUAACUUUGUUCGGCUUGUAAAUGAGUUCAGCAAUAUGCCUGUCCCUUCCAAAGCUAAACAGCAAGCUGCUGGAGAGAAGAUAGUGAAAGAUCUUAGAGUGGGUGCUCCUUUUGAACCCACAUACAUCUAUAAACUCCUCACCCUCAUCAAAUCAAGCCUUUCUGAGAAGGGUCGCCAAGAGGAUGCGGAGGAGUACCUUGGUUUCAUUUUAAAUGGACUGCAUGAGGAAAUGCUGGCACUGAAAAAGCUUAUCUCUCCACAGGAAGAGAAAGCCCCCACACCAAAUGGUCCUGAAUCUCAGCCUGGAGUAGAGGAAGGCCCUGCUGAGGAGGAGGAAGAAGGCAGUGAUGAUGAAUGGGAACAGGUCGGGCCAAGAAACAAAACCUCAAUCACCCGGCAGGCAGAUUUCAUCCGCACUCCAAUCACAGAUGUAUUCGGUGGCCACAUCAGAUCUGUGGUAUACCAGCAGAGCUCAAAAGAGUCAGCCACCUUGCAGCCCUUCUUCACGCUGCAGCUGGACAUCCAAUCAGAGAAGAUCCGCACAGUCCAAGAGGCCCUGGAGGUACUGGUGGCGCGGGAGUCCGUUCAGGGCUACACCACUAAGAGCAAGCAGGAGAUUGAGAUCAGCCGGCGAGUGACUCUUGAAGAGCUUCCUCCAGUGCUGGUGCUUCACCUCAAGAGAUUUGUUUUUGAGAAGACCGGUGGAUGUCAAAAACUGGUCAAGAAUAUUGAUUACCCUGUCGAUCUGGAGAUCAGUAAAGAUCUCUUGUCACCGGGGGUGCGGGGCAAAACUCUGAAAGGCCAAAGAACCUACAGGCUCUUUGCAGUCGUCUAUCACCAUGGGAACAGUGCCACGGGUGGCCACUACACUACAGAUGUCUUCCACAUCGGUCUGAACGGCUGGCUGCGCAUUGAUGACCAGGCGGUGAAGAUCAUCAAUCAGCAUCAGGUGGUGAAGCAGACUGCAGAGCGCACUGCCUACCUGCUGUACUACCGUCGUGUGGACCUGCUGUAGAAACCAUACUCGUACACACAAACACUCUCUCUCUCCUUUCUCUCACACACACACAUAUACACAUUGAAACACACGUUUACAUGCAGACACUUACACAAUCUCAAACACACACACAACCACGUGUCUCAACAGGAACACUGCCCAAUUUCACGAUUAUCCUUUUUCCCUCAACCCUGCUAUUCCAGAGAGUCAGCUUUUCCAGUCUUUUUUUUUUUUUUUUUGAAGAGGAAAAGACAUCAGACGUAUCUAAAAGACUUUCCUGUAAUAGUGUUUUCCCCCUCCGUGCACGGCCUCGCGCAGGUCUGGAGAAGCUGAGGGGAGAUAUGUUAGCACUGCAGAACGCUCCAGUUUGGAGACACAGAACUGAAUCACUUCAAAUGGCUGCAGCCUCACAUUUGACUGGCCAGAGUGGAUCCCAGCUGAAAGAACUCAAACCAGUUGAGGCUGAUGGACUGCUGGAGAAAAUCUUUUCUUUUCUUUUUCUUUCAAUCUACUUUUUUAAAUGGCAUAGGAGAAAAUAUGAAGUGUUUUGCCUUUUAGCAAGAGGAGAUGUCAGUCUAAUUUGCAGCAGUUAAGUGGAGCCUGUUAAAUUCUUGACUAGAGCAUCAAAGUGGCCCAACACCAGCAAGCUUCCAGAAUUUGUGUAGAUCUCAAAGUAGGAGUUUGUCGCAACUCCACCAAUACCACCACCACAACCUCUUCUCUCCCCCAUUUCUCUGAUGCUUCAGAUCUAGAUUGCACUUGAGUUUUGGGAACAACAAAGAUAAUGGGUGGGAGAAAGGGUGCUGCAGUGUGCUGAAAUGGUAAAAAGUAAAACGAAAAAAAAAAAAAACUAAAAUUGGCUUCCUGGUUUGAGACCUUCAGUGUGAUUUUUGGGUGUAGGAUUAGAAUUACUGUCUUACAAUUUUAAUGCGCUUUAGGGCAUAAAUGAUUACAAAAGCUUUGUGCACGGUAAAAUAUAAAACCGGACAAUUAAAAAAGGCAGAUGUGCAUUUUGUUCAUUUCUUGCCGAUAUUUAAGUUUUAAAAGUAUUAAAUGCAAAAAAUUUGAAACUUGGCGGCGGUAACCUUGAUCAGCUCCUUGGGGGGUGUGUUGUGAUUUUUUUUUUUUUUUUUUUUUUUCUUUUGUUUUCUUCUUCUUAGACUUUGUGUAGUUUCACUCAUUUAUGCUGGCGAGAUACCAGAGAUGUCUGAUACUCCAUCAUGAACAUUGACUCACUUUGUUUGAGUGAGAUGUAAAAAAAAAAAAAUUGUGCCCUUUCACCAUCUUUCAUUAGUUCUGUUCGUUCUUUUCCUGUAUUGUACGAGUAAAGUGUAUCCGCUGUCCACUGGCUGCCUUUUGAUAUCAGUAGAGCAGCAAGAACUGAGCCACUCCUGCCGAGUUUGGAGAGGGAGCUGUGUUGAGAUGCAUCUCAUUCUGUAUGUUAGCCCGCUCCGAGCAGUCAGCUUGUAAUAUACAUGUUGAGGCUCCGUGUGCAGCUCUGAGGAUAAUAGCUCAGAAUGGGUAGCUAAAAAUGUCUCUACAGUUAAAUUGCUGUGUCGCACAAGGUGAGAUCAGCUUUGCCUGAUGAAGUCUAAAGUGUGACCAGAGAUGCGCACAAACAGCAAAUCAUGUUUGCGUCUCUUUUAGAGACCUUGCAUCAUCAAUAUAAUACCUGAUUGUAUUUUAUUUUAUUUGUUUUCUUCAUUCCCCGUUCAAAUAUUUUCUGUUCCAUUUAAAUUUAUAUUUUGAAAGGAAAUGAGCCCAGGGUUAAAGCACAACAAUGAAUAAAGUUAUACAUGAACCAUGCUUGACCCCUAUUUAUUUCAAUUUGAUUUUUUUUUUUUUUUUUUUGUAUUUAAUUAACCCAGUAACUUUGCUUUACUUUCCCAGGCCCAGAAAGGAUAGACAGGUUUUGCACUGAGCUGAUAUUAUGUUGAUAGCUGAAAUCAUCAAGUGAGCUAAGUUAUUAAAUAAAAGUGAUUUGAGUGAUGGGUUUUUGAAAACGCUGCACACAUUCUUGUUCAACACCCUAUUACUGAGUAUUUCUCUAAUAACAAAUAACUUUUUGGGAAUGUUUCAGGCUUUACACUGGAUGUAUCCAAUCUUUACACAAGCGAUACGUGCAUUUUAGCCCCACACAAAUGCGCAAAGUUUUUGUUGUUGACGAUUUGUAGAAAGUCAACACGUCUCUUCCAGGAACCGAUCCUUUGAGCUGAGCGUUCACACAGUCCUGCCUCUGACCACAGGUUAGGCUGGUGUGAACUCAUCUUUCCACUCUAGAAAUGCAGAGCAUGGAUUUCACAUCCAUCUGAAUGAGCUUAUUUUAUCCCAGCAGCACAGGCACAGCCAGAACCUUCCCUCCAAUCCAUGUAAUCCCAGUUUUUGUAAUUUCAUUUACAGUCAGUUGAUAUGUCAGAUUUUGUGUACAUAAAGGGUCAUUUUUCCUUUCAAUUGCUUGUUUAAAGUUGCCAAGUCAUGCUUUACCAUGCACCCUUUUGAACUUUUUGAAUUUGGUUUAUUUGAAUCUACAGAAGGACACAAUGACGCAUCCCCAUGUGAAACCAAAGGAUACAGAACUUCUAUAUAAACAGACACUGAUGCCUCUUAUGAUUGCAAGAAGAUAAAAUGUACAAAUUAAGUACGCCACCCCCAACCUCCCAAACUUUGAUGUCUUUAUAUGUCCCAUUCAAGAACUUAAACUGAUUUCAAUUGAGAUGCUUUCUCGUCACUGGAAGCUGCUUUUGGAGAAAUCACCACUGUUUCUUACUGUUGGUUUUAAUGUGUUAACUCCCAUUUGGUAGCAUCUGAUGUGCUCAUGUUGGUUUCUUUUGUCUGUUUCAAGGUGGAGAUCUAUUAGUUUGACUCUUCGAGGUGGUUUCUUUCUCUUCCUUCAGUAUGUCAGUCAGGGAAAGUCCUGGUGUAUAGUUCAGAUGCUGUCUGUCUUUGGUUUGUUCUUCCUAACUCUUGUGUCUGCUGAGAUCUUGAUGCGUUUGGAAAAUGAGCUACAUACAAAUAUAUGCUGUGUCUCAUCCUUGGCCUUCAGCCUUCUACUUUUGUCAACUGUUCAAAUAAAACACAAAUUGUGGCAAAGCUUUA